Messenger RNA from Lasiodiplodia theobromae, 1203 nucleotides. RefSeq lists its product as uncharacterized. The coding region runs from base 1 to 1203 and encodes 400 amino acids. NCBI's taxonomy places the organism in Eukaryota, Fungi, Ascomycota, Dothideomycetes, Botryosphaeriales, Botryosphaeriaceae. The transcript has a single exon. The record is from RefSeq and is a predicted model, not a curated record.
AUGCCAAAGGUCGCAAAGACAGGGUACUGGGAGGACAGGUACAAGAAAUAUCCUGACGUCAAUGAAAAUGCUGAGGGAGGAGGCAUUCGGUGCGAGACCGAGUCGGAUUCAGAUGAAUCGGUCCAAAGCAGUCCGACGGCUCACAGGUCCAAUAAGUUGGGUGGAAAGUCGAGCGGUUCACGAAGGGCGGCGCGUCGGGCGAGGAAUAGCACAGCCGGUAUCGACACAGAUAAAGCCACUAACUUCAACAAAGCGAAAGUUAUCUACGAUGCUAAAGUCUUGGCUGGGACGGCUACGACCGAAGACCUGAUCUGGUUCUCAGCCCUGGAGGCCGAUGAAAAGAAACGACUCAAGAAGCUCGAGGAAGCUAAAGGAGGGAAAAAGGAGGACAAACGGCAAGCAGCAGAGGGGAAGAAUAAUGAUGAUGUCGUCCUUGGUUCAUCUUCGCUCUCUACCCCGAGCAAGCCAGCUCCGAAAAAGUAUGGAAUGUUCUCUCAAGCAUGGAUGACGCCGAGAGACCCCGGAUAUUCUACCACCAGCACGAAUUCGGCGACAGCCAGCGGCAUCAUGGCAAGUAAUAGGCGUAACCGAAAUGCCAGCCCUCACACACCAUCCCGCCGUACAGACUAUCGCUCUGCUCAGCUUCCAACGCCCUCUACAACAACAAAGGACUCCCAGCUAGAGGAAGAGCUAUCCUUCGGAAUAGUGUACCGCAUCGAUGAGGAGACGAAUGAAGUCAUGAUAGCAGCGGGCCAUGUCGCCAACAUGGUACUUCAGCACCAUCGCAGUGGCGCGUUGAGGGUGGCAGCAAUCACAAGCCCUGCCCGUCGUGCCGCCUUUGCGCCUGACGACGAACUAUCACUCGGCGCAGUCUACAGGCUAGACCCAGAGACUGAAGAGGUCAUGAUCCCGGUUUCCUACGCCAAGAACCUCAUCCUCUUCCACCAACGCUCUGGAGCCCUUCAUCUGAGCCCGGGAACUCAGCCCUCCCCUCUCAAACGGAGAAGGACCGACGACGACACCAUACGUGUACGCCCUCGCAGAAGCCCCAGCCCAAGUAGGAGGCCCCGUGGGCGGCCGAAAGGAAGCAAGAACAAGAGAGAUUCUUCGGCGGCGGCGGCUAAAGGGUCUUCAUCGGUGGGCACCUCAGCCUCGCGGCCUGUCAUGAUUCCCGACGACUCUGAUACUGACGCCGGCGAAUAG